AGUGUUGGACGAUGGAGUAUAAUGGUGCUGAUAGAGUAAAUAUGGCUAUUGCUACAUUACGCAAUGAUUUGCUUGAGAUGAGAAACCAAGAUGUACAACUAAUGAAACAAUUAUUGAAUAUCAAUGUAACGAUACAGAAAAUAGCCCAUCAACGGCGUUGGCAGUUGAUUAAACCAUGUACCAACAAUCAUAAACCAAAAAGACAACAAAGUGUGCCACCUUUUAUGUGGCUUCACAAGGACUAUAUUGGAUCUAGUUCAAGCUCAGAUGACAUUUCAGAAGAUAUGAGUGAUUAUUCCGAUACAGAAGAUGAAACAUUUUCAAAAUCCAAUGGUUUUCAUUUACGUACCAGCAUAGUCUCUAUACUUCCUCUGAGUGACGAUGAAGGCGAUGAAAGUUCAGAUGAAGAGAUUCUUAAGACGAAUAUAAAAUUAUGGAAAUUCUCCAGGUGUCAUGAUAAUGAUUGA
This is a messenger RNA of Mytilus trossulus (common blue mussel), 467 nucleotides long. RefSeq lists its product as uncharacterized. The transcript has 3 exons. Bases 12 to 467 code for a protein of 151 amino acids. The record is from RefSeq and is a predicted model, not a curated record. Lineage: Eukaryota; Metazoa; Mollusca; Bivalvia; Mytilida; Mytilidae.